Molecule: messenger RNA, 1134 nt
Organism: Lottia gigantea (owl limpet)
Lineage: Eukaryota; Metazoa; Mollusca; Gastropoda; Lottiidae
Exons: 6
Coding region: 1-1134 (377 amino acids)
Source: RefSeq, a predicted model, not a curated record
AUGAAGAUCCAGGCAAAAAUCGUUGCUCUCUUCGGGAUUUUUUCAAUGUGUUGGGCAGCUCCAAAUGAGAUGGUUAUUUUCGCUUGUCAGUUCUUCAAUGAAAUGUUUGAUGAUUGUUCUAAUAUUAAUGAGGGAAAUGCGCUCGGUCAAGCCAUGGCAGAUAUCUCUACAACAACAGCCACUUCUUACUAUAGCCAUCUUGAAAGUCCGUCAAACUCCACUGUGUCACAAAAUGGAGAAGAAGAACCAACAACCUGCAGUUCAAAUCCAGAAGUAACCAACGGAGCCACAACCUCUACUCCUUCAUCAUUUGAAGUAGGAACGAUUAUUGAGUACCAAUGCAACCUUGGAUAUAGAACUGAAGGCGAAAAUGGAACAUUAACAUGUAAAGAUGACGGACAAUAUGAACAGAGCAUCCAGUGUUUAGAAGAACCAAUAACCUGCAGUUCAAAUCCAGAAGUAACCAACGGAGCCACCACCUCUACUCCUUCAUCAUUUGAAGUAGGAACUAUUAUUGAGUACCAAUGCAACCUUGGAUAUAGAACUGAAGGCGAAAAUGGAACAUUAACAUGUAAAGAUGACGGACAAUAUGAACAGAGCAUCCAAUGUUUAGAAGAACCAAUAACCUGCAGUUCAAGUCCAGAAGUGACCCACGGAGCUAUCACUUCUACUCAUUCAUCAUUUGAAGUAGGAACGAUUAUUGACUUCCAAUGUAAUCCAGGAUACACAACUGAGGGUAGAAAAGGAACAUUAACAUGUAAAGAUGACGGACAAUAUAAACAGAGCAUCCAAUGUUUAGAUUGCAGAAACCGGGAUCGUCUAAACACGACUGGGCGGUUUUUAAGGUCGGAUGGCCAAAGACCAGAUGUAUGCACUUUUAAACAAUGUAAAAAGGCAUGCGAAGACAAUCCCAAGUGUAUUGAAAUAUCCAAUUAUGACGGGUGUGGAAAAUGUGUUUUAAGUUUUGCUAUACAGCACCCGACGGAAGACUUAGAGGAAUGCCGCUCAGUCUGUUACAAGGAGCCCAGAUGUGUUCAAAUCAAAUUGAAAAACGGAUGUAAACUUAUGGUAAUGAAAUAUGAAGACAAACAUUUUAGAGAACAAAGUGGUACAAUAGUAUCCGACUGCUUCUGA